AUGGCUCUUCAGGUGUGGACGGUUGGGGAGGACGAUGAGGACCUCAAGAACCACAGGGAGCUCCUGCCUCUCUCCAAGCUCCAAGAGAUUGGUGUGUUAUAUUGGCAUUUGGACCCAAAGAGACCUGAAAGCGAAGAAGAGCUAGCGAAGAUCCGCAAAGACAGAGGAUAUAACUACAUGGAUCAUCUCGAUAUAUGCCCUGGAAAGUUAGCAAACUUUGAGGAGAAGCUCAAGAACUUCUUCACAGAGCACAUGCAUGCCGACGAAGAGAUCCGCUACAACUUGGAAGGCGGCGGGUACUUUGAUGUGCGCGACAAGGAUGACAAGUGGGUUCGGAUCUGGAUAAAAGAAGGGGAUAUCAUCGUGCUGCCGGCUGGAAUUUAUCAUCGGUUCGCCCUCGACGCCGCCAACCAUGUGAAGCUCAUGAAGCUAUUCCUAGGAGAACCAGUGUGGAUAGCGCACAACCGGCCUCAGGAGGACCAUCCGGUGUGGCAAGAGUAUGUGAAGAGGCUAACGGACGACAAUGCUGGUGGCCUCGUUGGCGCACCAUGGACGUCUUCGCUGCUGGCAAACGGCAAAAAAAAGGAUUGGCCGAUCCAGUCGAGCAAGCUGUGGAAGAACAACUCGACUUAUGUAUGCUUUUUUUAUCUAAUAUGGCUGAUUGUACCGCCGCCGCUGUUUUCGGUUUUUUGCUCACAUGCACUGUAUUUGUUGGAUGUAAUGCCUGAGAACUAG
Molecule: messenger RNA, 735 nt
Organism: Triticum turgidum subsp. durum (durum wheat)
Lineage: Eukaryota; Viridiplantae; Streptophyta; Magnoliopsida; Poales; Poaceae
Source: the annotation of a GenBank genome assembly